GUAUCCACGUCUUUACCUCGUAUCUAGCCAUACAGGCAAGAUCCAUUCCCCACCAUUACCAACAAACCAUCCAGUUCCUAAACAGGUCUUCACGAUAUACAAUAUGGCUCUCGCUAGAAGCAAGGCGACCAACAGGCGGAUCACGCACGCCCAGCCCAGCUCGCCGAGAACGGAUUCUACUUCUGCCAUCGCUGAAAACAGUCAAGAACAAAAAGAAGCUUACGCUGCGUUCUGGGUUGGAAUGAAACAGGAGUGGGAGAAGAAGGUGAACAAGGCUACCGACAAAGAGAUCGCGGAGUACAAAAAGAAAACGGGCGAGAUCAUCAAGCGACACAAUCAUAUGAUCAAGACUCACGCAGAGGAAACUACCGAGGCCUACACCAAGAUCGUCCGUCAACUCGAACCCGUCGACUCCGAGAUCGACAAGUAUAAGAAAGAGCUUGCAGACCUUCUUCAACGAAAACAAGAUCUGGUUGCUACUCUCGUAGCCCAGACCAAGGAGCUCUUCGAGGAGACUGAUGAGAUGGUAGAAGGAUGCGUGCAAGCUUUGGAAGAUAUCGUUCUCGGGAUCUCGGCCAGACCGGCUCAAAAGACGGAGGGUCUGAUCGGGAAGCAUCUGGAGGGCGAUGUGCAGGACGAGAUUCGAUCGAUCAAGAACAAGGAGGAAGCGAACGAGCAGGUCGGCGAACAGGAUCAAGAUGAUGACGCCAUGGAGGAGGACUAGCGGAUUCGUUACCAAUUUUCAUGAGACGCGACA
Messenger RNA from Filobasidium floriforme, 757 nucleotides. RefSeq lists its product as uncharacterized. The transcript is spliced from 7 exons. Bases 104 to 724 code for a protein of 206 amino acids. The record is from RefSeq and is a predicted model, not a curated record. Lineage: Eukaryota; Fungi; Basidiomycota; Tremellomycetes; Filobasidiales; Filobasidiaceae.